AUGGGUAUGAUAACUGCACCUAGUUUUACUGCAGCAGAACUUGAAGGGGCGAAAAAAAUUCGAACUCGGAUGAAGAAGUAUAUUCCAGUUGAAUUUGAUACAGAUUUUUAUUUGGCUCGUUGGUGGAGAGCUUAUGACGGUGAUAUACAACAAAUCGAGAAACGGAUGAAAGAAGUUUUCGAACAUCGAAAAUUGUUAGGGUACGAUUGUAUAGAUAGGGAAAACCUGGAAUAUAAACUUGAAAUCCCUCGAAGGACUUUUGAACAGUUUUCAACCUCUCCCGUUGCCUAUGGUCGCUGUUCGGGGAAUCUUUGUAUUUUUGUGCAAAAAAUGAGUGGAGUCGAUUUUAAAGAGAUCUUAAAAACGAUACCUCUCAGCUACGUACUACAUUCUUAUUUUAUAUUACAAGAAUCUCUGAGCCGAGCAAUAAUUGCCAAAGAAGCUGAAACAGGAGCUCCUUCAGGUGGUGUUACAAUUUUGGAUCUCGAAGGACUCGCUCUUUCUGACUUUAUUAAUCCGAUGAGUGGCCCAACAAAAUUGGCCAGACUAGUUGUCAAAAUAUGGGCUGACUACUUUAAGGAAGGAGUAGAAGCAUAUGGUGGCAAAUGGAGGGAUGACUCGGGAAGAGCCGAUCCACCGGAAUCUGCUUGCCGUCAGUCGCUAUCGACAAAAGUGCACAACUACUUUGAUGCGAAAAAACUUUGGCAAGAUAACGGUUAUAUAGACAUCCCUGAAAUGACACCGGCGACCUUAAAAGCAAAACAAACUGUGGGAGUAGCAAGGAAGUGCGAAAAGGAUGGACAAACACUUAUAUGGCAUUUUACGGUCACUGGAGAUAUUGAGUUUGACAUAAUCAGAAUUGAAAAUGGUGAGGAAAUAACAGUUUGGCCUAAAAUAACUCUCACUACCGUGAAAACGCCAGAACAAGGAUCCAUCGAAUGCAAGAAAGGGGACUAUCUGGCAAGAUUCACGAACCCUAACCAUUCCUGGAUGUCACUCAAACUGCAUUAUGCAGUCGAGCUAACUCCUUCGUAG
Enterobius vermicularis (human pinworm) is the source of this 1035-nucleotide messenger RNA. The record is from the annotation of a GenBank genome assembly. NCBI's taxonomy places the organism in Eukaryota, Metazoa, Nematoda, Chromadorea, Rhabditida, Oxyuridae.